Molecule: messenger RNA, 2292 nt
Organism: Lagenorhynchus albirostris (white-beaked dolphin)
Lineage: Eukaryota; Metazoa; Chordata; Mammalia; Artiodactyla; Delphinidae
Gene: MTO1
Product: mitochondrial tRNA translation optimization 1
Exons: 12
Coding region: 91-2169 (692 amino acids)
Biological process (GO): tRNA wobble uridine modification; tRNA methylation
Cellular component (GO): cytosol
Molecular function (GO): flavin adenine dinucleotide binding
Source: RefSeq, a predicted model, not a curated record
CAAGAUGGCUGCUCCCUGAAGACGUUCAUCUAAAUGUUGCCCCCUCGCUCGUGUCAGGCUCAGAGUUAAAGACUCGGCCUUUCUCCAACCAUGUUCUCCUUCCGAGGCUGUGGUCGCUGGGUCGCGGCUUCACUCACCAAACAGCACCAUCCGUCUUCCCGGUUCAGCGGUGACAGCGCGGCGCCCUGGACUCCGCACUUCGACGUGGUAGUCAUCGGCGGAGGACAUGCGGGGACCGAAGCCGCUGCCGCCGCCGCUCGGUGCGGCUCCCGGACUCUGCUGCUCACGCACCGAGUGGACACCAUCGGUCAGAUGUCCUGUAAUCCUUCCUUUGGUGGCAUUGGAAAGGGGCAUUUAAUGAGAGAAGUUGAUGCCUUGGAUGGCCUGUGUUCUCGAAUCUGUGACCAGUCUGGUGUACAUUACAAAGUAUUAAACCGGCGCAAGGGACCAGCUGUUUGGGGUCUGAGAGCUCAAAUUGAUAGGAAACUUUAUAAACAGAACAUGCAGAAAGAAAUCCUAAAUACACCGCUGCUUACUGUUCAGGAGGGAGCGGUAGAAGAUCUCAUUCUUACAGAACCAGAGCCUGAGCACACUGGGAAAUAUCGCGUCAGUGGUGUUGUUUUGGUGGAUGGAAGUACAGUGUAUGCGGAGAGUGUGGUUCUAACUACUGGGACGUUUCUGAGAGGCAUGAUUGUAAUUGGAUUGGAGAUGCAUCCAGCAGGACGUUUAGGGGAUCAGCCUUCCAUAGGGUUGGCUCAGACUCUGGAGAAGUUGGGGUUUGUGGUGGGAAGAUUGAAGACUGGGACUCCGCCCCGGAUCGCCAAAGAAUCCAUUAAUUUCAGCAUUCUAAACAAGCAGACACCAGAUAAUCCAUCCAUACCAUUCAGCUUUAUCAAUGAGACAGUGUGGAUCAAGCCAGAAGAUCAGCUGCCAUGUUACUUGACUCACACCAACCCUCAAGUGGAUGAGAUUGUCCUUGAGAACCUUCAUCUUAACUGUCACGUUAAGGAAACUACAAAAGGACCCCGAUACUGUCCCUCCAUUGAAUCAAAGGUUUUGCGUUUUCCAAACCGUCUGCAUCAGGUUUGGUUGGAACCUGAAGGAAUGGAUUCUGACCUUAUCUACCCGCAAGGGUUAUCUGUGACACUGCCAGCUGAAUUACAAGAGAAAAUGAUCACAUGCAUCAGAGGCUUGGAGAAAGCUAAAAUGAUUCAGCCAGGCUAUGGUGUUCAGUAUGAUUACUUGGACCCCCGUCAGAUCACUCCUUCUCUCGAGACUCAUUUGGUGCAGCGGCUCUUCUUUGCUGGACAGAUAAAUGGCACUACUGGUUAUGAGGAAGCUGCAGCUCAAGGUGUGAUAGCUGGAAUCAAUGCAAGUCUUCGGGUCAGACACAAGCCUCCUUUUGUCAUUAGCCGAACAGAAGGCUACAUAGGAGUCUUGAUUGAUGACCUCACCACGCUGGGUACCAACGAACCAUACCGCAUGUUUACCAGCCGAGCUGAGUUCCGCUUGUCACUGCGUCCUGAUAACGCCGACAGCAGGCUCACGUUCCGAGGGUACAAGGAAGCUGGUUGUGUGUCCCAACAACGAUAUGAAAGAGCUACUUGGAUGAAGUCUUCUUUAGAAGAAGGCAUUUCUGUGCUAAAAUCCAUUGAGUUUCCAAGUUCUAAAUGGAAAAACUUAAUCCCAGAGGCUUCUAUAAGUAUUGGUAAAAGUCUGCCUCUCAGAGCUCUCGAUGUUCUGAAGUAUGAGGAAGUUGACAUAGAGUUGUUGGCCAAGGCUGUUCCAGAGCCCUUGAGGAAGUACACCAAAUGUAGAGAACUAGCCGAAAGACUGAAAAUAGAAGCCACAUAUGAAUCAGUAUUGUUCCAUCAGCAACAAGAAAUAAAGGAAGUUCAGCGAGAUGAAGCUCUCCAACUGCCAAAAGACCUAGAUUAUUUGACUCUCAGGGAUGUGUCUUUGUCCCAUGAAGUUCGAGAGAAGCUACAUUUCAGUCGCCCACAGACGAUUGGGGCUGCCAGUCGUAUACCUGGAGUGACACCUGCUGCCAUCAUCAAUCUGCUCAGAUUUGUGAAGACCACUCAGCAAAGACAGGCAGCUAUGGACAGAUUGCCCAAAACUGAUCAACAUUUAUGUAACACAGACAAACUUGAAGAUAGGCAGUUAUAGCUUUCUAUUCAUAGAAGACUUUUAAUCAAUACAAGAGUAUAGAUAGGAGAUAAGAUGUAUUUUUUUUUAGCUUACUAUUAGUAACAAAGUUUAUUUAGCUAAUUAAAUCCAAUCUAAUCUUAA